Molecule: messenger RNA, 945 nt
Organism: Cyphomyrmex costatus
Lineage: Eukaryota; Metazoa; Arthropoda; Insecta; Hymenoptera; Formicidae
Exons: 1
Coding region: 1-945 (314 amino acids)
Biological process (GO): DNA integration
Molecular function (GO): nucleic acid binding
Source: RefSeq, a predicted model, not a curated record
AUGCCAAGCUCGGACGGAAAGCGGUAUUGUCUGACAUGCAUUGAUCGUUUUUCGCGAUGGCCAGAAGUGUUCCCUCUAGAAGACCAAGAAGCAGAAACGGUAGCAAGGGCAUUUUACAGCGGAUGGAUUGCUCGUUUCGGGGUGCCGCUCCGGGUCACAACAGACCGCGGUCGGCAGUUUGAAUCACGAUUGUUUCAGCAACUGAACGAGUUGACAGGCACGAAGCAUUUAAAGACCACCGCAUACCACCCACAGGCCAACGGCAUAGUCGAGAGGUUCCAUCGGCAGUUGAAGGCGGCAAUCAAAUGCCAUGGAGACGACCGAUGGACAGAGGUGCUACCAACGGUAUUAUUGGGAAUACGCGCAGCGUGGAAGGAGGACAUGCAAGCGACGGCGGCCGAUCUCGUCUAUGGAGAGACGUUAAGGUUGCCAGGACAAUUUUUAAAGCAACACCAACCGGAGGAGACAAACAGCGCUGCUGAAUUUGUCAAGGAAUUAAAACAACACUUUGAUGAUUUUCGUCCGAUCAAAGGUACUCGCCAUGGAGAGCGACGACCAUUUGUAUUCAAGGACUUGGCGACCACGAAGCAGGUGUUUGUUCGCCACGACGGACCAAGGGCAAUCUUACAGGCACCUUACGAUGGCCCUUACCCGGUGGUUAAACGCACUGACAAAAUCUUUGUCGUGCGAAUACACGGAAAGGAUAUUGCGGUUUCUAUAGAUCGAAUAAAACCCGCAUAUAUCAUUUCAGAUCCAACAGAGAACAACAAGCAGGUACAGCCAAGCAGAACAACCGGAGUACCGGACGAGAGCAGCAAAGCAGAGAACAAAAACACGAGGCGAAGCAAGGACACAUCAGCCCCGCAGGAGCAAACGGUGACGAGAACGAAAUCCGGCAGGAGAGUUUGUUUCCUGGACGGAUUCCAAAUCCAAGUUUGUUAUUAA